Molecule: messenger RNA, 505 nt
Organism: Culex pipiens pallens (northern house mosquito)
Lineage: Eukaryota; Metazoa; Arthropoda; Insecta; Diptera; Culicidae
Gene: mRpL54
Product: 39S ribosomal protein L54, mitochondrial
Exons: 2
Coding region: 41-445 (134 amino acids)
Cellular component (GO): mitochondrial large ribosomal subunit
Molecular function (GO): structural constituent of ribosome
Source: RefSeq, a predicted model, not a curated record
AAAAUAAAUUAAGUGUUCGUCAAAGAAACAUCUAGCCAAAAUGACUACACUAUUUGCCAUCAACCUUUCGAACCUGCUGCGCCGGUGUUCCAUAGUUCAGACCACCGCAAUCCGGAAUUAUGCAACACCAAAACCCGGUGGAGCGCUCGGUUCCAAAAAGAAGAAGCUCGGCAAACUGGGCCCCGUGGUGGAGAAGAAGGAAAUCCCCGUCGAAACCGACGUCAACAAGCUGGUCAACUAUGUUUGUGGAAGCAACGUCCUAAAGACCGGGCAAGAUGUCAAGCUGAAGCCCGACUCGGAGUACCCGGAGUGGCUGUGGACGAUGCACGUGGGCCGGCCGUUGACGCUGGAGGAGAUGGACCCGGACACGAAGGCGUACUGGCGCAAGUUGCGGCGAAUGGCGCUGCAGCGGAACAACAAGUUGGCUAAACUAAAGAAGUUCUAGGGAGGGGUUCUAGAGAGUGGUUUUUAGAGAAUAAAAAUUGAUUUGGAGUGUUAGCGAAAA